Saccostrea cuccullata (small rock oyster) is the source of this 748-nucleotide messenger RNA. RefSeq lists its product as uncharacterized. The transcript is spliced from 3 exons. NCBI's taxonomy places the organism in Eukaryota, Metazoa, Mollusca, Bivalvia, Ostreida, Ostreidae. The annotation marks the transcript as partial. The record is from RefSeq and is a predicted model, not a curated record.
CUGGAAGAUAAAGGCCAAACUUUCCUUCACAAAUGAAAAGGCAAAAGUGGUCCCUUUCACAAGUGGCAGUGGAAAAAUAUGCAGGGUAGUUUUAGAGGACAAAACUUCAAAAAUUGCAGGCAUUGCCUUCGGCGGUCUGGCAGAAUAUGUUGCAUCAAAAGUGACACAUAAUAGGGAAUAUUAUAUAACAGGUGCCAAAAUUAAGAAUGUCUACAAAACAAACAAUGUGGGACAUGGAUAUGAGCUUCACUUUGAAGAAGGCACCGAAUUUCAAGAUGCAUCAAAUGGAAAAAUCAUUUGUCUUGAUACAAAAACUGUCCAAAGUUGUGAAAAGAAAGACAGUAAAGCAGGGACUAGCAGUGGUACAAGCAGAAAUAGAGGUGUGAAUCUGAAACCCACACGUCUGAUGGAGGUUCAGCAGGCCUCUCAGAAUUUAUCCAAUGCCCAGAAAUUUGAUAUAUUGGCAAUCUUGAAAAAGACUAAAAAACUAGAGCCAAAGCAAAAUGGGAUGAUGAAGAGAUUUUACAGACCCUGAGACGUGCUACUACCCCACACGCUCGCUGCACGAACGGUACACGAACGCUACACGGUUUGCACGAAACGCUGCACGGUUUACACGAAACGCUACACGGUUUGCACGAAACGCUACACGGUUUACACGAAACGCUUUGCACGAAAGGCUGCACGGUUUACACGAAAGGCUGCACGAAACGCUUUGUACACGUUUCUCACACGCUUUGUGCACGAU